Messenger RNA from Arctia plantaginis, 1227 nucleotides. NCBI's taxonomy places the organism in Eukaryota, Metazoa, Arthropoda, Insecta, Lepidoptera, Erebidae. The record is from the annotation of a GenBank genome assembly.
AUGUCAAUCAAUCAGAACGUCGCCCAAUUUAGUAAACAGAAGCAGCAACUAGGUAAACAGGGCCCAGAACCGGUCAACUUUCCACCGCGGUAUCACCCGCCUCCACUUGCAGCGAGCGGUCCCAAACUAGCCACUAUCGACCCAUCCGUCAAAGAGUACAAACCGCCAUACGCAGGAAAAUCAAUCGAUCCCAGUAAAUUGCAAUAUCCUUUGGGGCCGCACGGACAGGUGGCGGGUUCAUACGGCGGAAUACCAUCCGUCCAUUUAUUAAAAUAUCCCCAAAGUUAUCCGGGUUUUCCGCAACCGCCGGGAACUAGCCGCAUGCCCCGACCCCCUGGUGAAGUAGUGACGAAAGCUUUAGUUCACGAGCCCGUGGAGCCGACAGCGAGAGCGAGAAGUGCUGACGACAUACAACGAGCUCAACGUAACCUUGAAGAAGAACAGAUCCACAGAAGAUCAGCAGAUAUGCUCAAGUUUACCAAACGUGUGGAACCGGAGGGGCCGCGAGGCUCAACUGACCAAAAACAACAGAUUCAAGCACUUUUGGCCCAAAUAAAAGCGCUGAAAGAAGCAAACAGACGAUUAAGUGAGGAUAAUCAAGAACUAAGAGAUUUGUGUUGCUUUUUAGAUGACGAUCGUCAAAAAGGCAGAAAGUUGGCUCGCGAGUGGCAAAGGUUUGGUAGAUACACAGCAUCAGUGAUGAGACAGGAGGUAUCUGCUUAUCAAAAUAAACUAAGACAAUUAGAUGAUAAACAGCAGGAGCUUAUCCGUGAUAAUCUAGAAUUAAAAGAACUAUGUUUAUACUUAGACGAGGAACGUGAAAGGAGUGCGUGUGUGAACUGUGGACGAACACCUGGGAGAGAAAGAGACGAUGGUGAUGGUAGUAGCAGUGGAACGAACGCUGAAGAAGGUUCCCGUGGUGUUCCAACUAUAGCCAUUCCACAUCCUCAGCUUGCGGAACGAACUGUACAAUACGUAAGAGACUUAGAGCAAAAAGUGCGUCGAUUAGAGGCUGAGAAAGGCCAGAGUAACAGUGCCGUAGGGAAUGAAAGACCUGAAGCCGUGGUACGAGCUCUGCAAGUUCUGGAAGUCAGAGAACGGGUUGAACGAGAGCGAAGAAGACCAGCGCCAGAUCUAGAUACUGGAGAGCAAGCUUUAGUCAGAGAAAUGUGCAAUGUGGUAUGGGGAAAGUUGGAAGACGCACCACCGCAGGCACCACCACGCUAA